GAUCCCUCCCUCUGUCCUCGGGCUGGAGAAGUCUCCUCCUCACCCUUACCCUCCUGCCUGCUCUCCCUCCCACGGAAACCGAGGGGAAAGUGCUCGAUGGUAAUCUGAACCCAACAAAAUGAGGCUGCGAGGCUUUCUGCUCACUGUGCUGCUCCCGGCUGUCUUCCUGGGGGGGGAACUGUGGGCUCAGAGCCCAGAACUCACCACUCGGGUCGCCAAUGGAGAAGACUGCCCUGUGGACCUGUUUUUUGUCCUGGACACCUCAGAGAGUGUUGCUUUGAGGGUGAAGCCUUUUGGAGACCUGGUUACCCAAGUAAAAGAUUUCACCAACCGGUUCAUUGAUAAGCUGACGAGCAGGUACUACCGCUGUGACCGCAACCUGGUGUGGAAUACUGGGGCCCUGCACUACAGUGAUGAGGUUGUGCUCAUCAAGAGCCUCACCUCCAUGCCCAGCGGCCGGGAUGAGCUGAAGAACCUUGUGUCAUCUGUGAACUACAUUGGGAAAGGCACCUACACUGACUGUGCCAUAAAACGGGGUAUUGAGGAGCUGCUCAUCAGUGGCUCCCAUCACAAGGAGAAUAAAUACCUGAUUGUGGUGACCGAUGGCCAUCCCUUGGAAGGAUACAAGGAGCCUUGCGGAGGCCUGGAUGAUGCUGCCAAUGAAGCCAAACAUUUGGGGAUCAAAGUGUUCUCCGUUGCCAUCUCCCCCAACCACCUGGACCAGCGUCUCAACAUCAUUGCCACGGACCAUGCCUACCGCCGCAACUUCACUGCCACCAGCCUGAAGCCAACCCGAGAGCUUGAUGUGGAGGAAACCAUCAACACCAUCAUUGACAUGAUCAAAGCUAAUACAGAGCAAUUGUGCUGCACCUUUGAGUGCCAGCCUCCCAGAGGACCCCCUGGACCUCCUGGCGACCCGGGCAAUGAGGGAGAAAGAGGCAAACCAGGUCUUCCUGGCCAGAAAGGAGAUGCUGGAGACCCAGGCAGGCCAGGAGACAUGGGACCCGUUGGCUACCAAGGAAUGAAGGGUGACAAAGGAACUCGAGGAGAAAAGGGCUCGAGAGGAGCCAAAGGAGCCAAGGGUGACAAGGGCAGGCGUGGCAUCGAUGGCAUUGAUGGCAUGAAGGGUGAAGCUGGAUACCCCGGGUUACCUGGCUGCAAAGGCUCACCCGGAUUUGAUGGAGUUCAGGGUCCACCAGGACCAAAGGGAGAUGCUGGUGCUUAUGGACCCAAGGGAAGAAAGGGGGAGCCUGGGAAUGAUGGAAAACCUGGUCGGCAGGGAAUUCCUGGCAGCCCUGGAGAGAAGGGUGCACCUGGAAACCAGGGUGAACCUGGACCAGCAGGAGAGACAGGCGACGAGGGUGCUCCGGGUGCAGAUGGUCCUCCUGGAGAACGGGGCAGCAAUGGAGAAAGAGGCCCCCCAGGCUCGCCAGGAGACCGUGGGCCAAGAGGAGAGCCGGGAGAGCCUGGACCAUCUGGUGACCAAGGACGGGAAGGACCCCUUGGACCACCUGGUGACCAGGGUGAGCCUGGACCCCCAGGACCCAAGGGCUACAGGGGAGAUGACGGCCCCCGCGGCAAUGAGGGUCCAAAAGGAUUGCCUGGAGCACCUGGACUUCCUGGAGAUCCUGGCCUGAUGGGAGAAAGAGGGGAGGAUGGACCUCCUGGGAAUGGCACAACGGGGUUUCCAGGUGCUCCGGGGCGGCAAGGUGACAGAGGUGACCCUGGCAUUAAUGGAACAAAAGGCCAUGUUGGUCCUAAGGGUGAUGAAGGAGAAGCUGGAGACCCUGGCAAUGAUAACCUAACCCCUGGGCCCCCGGGCAUUAAAGGAGCAAAAGGCCACAGGGGACCUGAAGGACGUCCGGGACCACCAGGAUCUGUGGGGCCACCAGGACCAGAUGAAUGUGAAAUCUUGGACAUCAUCAUGAAGAUGUGCUCUUGCUGUGAGUGCACCUGUGGUCCUGUCGACCUCCUCUUUGUGUUGGACAGCUCGGAGAGCAUUGGCCUGCAGAACUUCCAGAUUGCCAAGGACUUCAUCAUCAAGGUUAUCGACCGCCUGAGCAAGGAUGAGAGGGUGAAGUUUGAAGCCGGGGAGUCCCGUGUGGGAGUUGUGCAGUACAGCCACGACAAUACGCAGGAGCUGGUGGCCAUGGGUGAUGCCAACAUAGACAACAUCGGGGCACUCAAACAGGCAGUCAAGAACCUGAAAUGGAUAGCUGGGGGCACCUACACUGGAGAAGCCCUGCAGUUCACCAGGGAAAACCUUCUGCGGAGAUUCACCUCGGACAAGCGGGUCGCCAUUGUCAUCACGGAUGGACGCUCGGACACGCUGCGGGACCCUACCCCCCUCAACUCUCUGUGUGAUGUCACCCCGGUGGUUUCUCUUGGGAUAGGUGACAUUUUCCGGAACCCUCCAAAUCCAGAUCACCUGAAUGACAUUGCUUGUUUAAGCAGACCACAAAGGCCAGGACUGUCCAUUCAAAGGGACAACUACGCUGAGCUCCUAGAUGAUACUUUCUUGCAGAACAUCACCUCAUAUGUCUGCCAAGAGAAGAAAUGUCCAGACUACACCUGCCCAAUCACCUUCACUGAGCUGGCAGACAUCACGCUGAUGGUGGACAGCUCUACCAGUGUGGGGAGCAAGAACUUCGAGACCACCAAAAAAUUUGUGAAACGCCUGGCAGAGCGGUUCCUGGAGGCCGGCAAGCCUGCCGAUGACUCCGUGCGCGUCUCCGUGGUCCAGUACAGCGGCAAGAACCAGCAGAAAGUGGAAGCCCAGUUCCAGUACAACUACACAAUUGUUGCCAAAGCCAUUGACAACAUGGAGUUCAUUAAUGAUGCCACAGACGUCAACGCCGCACUGCGGUUUGUCACCGGGCUAUACCAGCGCUCCUCACGUGGUGGGGCAAAGAAGAGGGUGCUGCUGUUUUCUGAUGGCAACUCCCAAGGGAUCACUGUCAGGGCCAUUGAGAGGGCUGUGCAGGAAGCUCAGCAGGCUGGCAUCGAGAUCUAUGUGUUGGCAGUGGGCAGCCAAGCCAACGAGCCCAACAUCCGUGUCUUGGUCACAGGGAAGAGUGCGGAUUACGACGUGGCCUACGGGGAGCGUCACCUCUUCCGUGUGCCUGACUACACCUCCCUGCUGCGUGGUGUCUUCUACCAAACUGUCUCCAGGAAGAUAGCUGUUGACUGAGCGCGUGGGUGGCUCCCUGCCAAGGCCAUGCCUGCUUCUGUCUAACAAUGAAACCCAAUGAAACAAACAAACAAAGUAACAGUAUUCUUGACCGACCUGAAGAAUUUGUGUCUGUGGAGCUAGCCAUACCGUCACAGCCUGGCUGUGCAUAGUCUCCUCUCUUCUACCCGUGCUUCAUCCGCAUCUCUAUUAGCCUCAGCCUUCCCUCCCUGCCCGUGACUGCCUCUCUCUCUCCCCAAGGCAGACAAACACAAGCACACCUAACAAUAAGCUGUCAGAACACCAAUAGCAACCUCAUCCCCCUGUUUUUUUGCCAAAAAAGAAUCAGGAUGAGGAAUUUUGUACCACUAAGAACUAGCCUAGUCUCAUGAGGCUGGUUAUGCUCUUCUCAGAUACAGGUUUUUUUGUCAUUUGCUUCUUUCUUUCGUAUACCAGCUCACAAUGGUCCUAACCCAAUGCUGUGCUUCAAGUGAGAAGUUCAGCACUUCAGCAAGCUUUGAGAGUGGAUCAUUGUGACUGGCAAGUUUAGUUCAUAUCUCCCAUACUUUGGGGGUGGGGGGUGGAUUGUAUUGCCCAAGCCAGGUGGAAGCAUCUCUGACCUCUGGUGCCAUGGGAUGGGGCACUGAAUUCCCAGGGCUGGGUUGGAGGGGGGUGGUGGAGCAUUCCUCAGCAUUCAAGGUGGGGAGGCUGGGUACCGACAGAAUUAAGAUGUGCAGCAGCCACUGGGGAGAGGGGAAAACUGUAGAAGAAGCUACAUAACUGCACUCCUUCACUAACUGAUCUCAUGGUCCUACAGUGAAACCAGGAACCUCAUGAAUAGCCUGAUGACUUGUGUCCAGGCUUCAUUCUGGAAUAUCUCUCUGAGCCCAGUUAGUGGGAUUAUUUUUUUAUUAUAUUAUUUUUUUUCCCAAAGUGCCAAGUUGUCUAAUUCCCAGUGAGCUCUGUAGGGGAACUGUUUCUAUAGGACCAUCUAGGAGUUAGGAACCUGGGCCCUAGUGAAACCCACUAACUGCAUUAUAUACUGAAUUAGGGUCUCAUCCACAGCCCAGCCAAGUCAAGGAAAAAGCUGCCAUUAUCUGCCAGGAGCUUUGACUCACAUGGAUAUAUUAACAAAGGUGCUAUCACUACGUGGGUGAUCUGGGUCCUUGGUGUUUACACAGUUGCUUCCAGGACCACUCUGAAGAUGUGGUUUGGCUGGGUGAAAUGUUUCAGUGCUUCCAUUGGUGCUCUUGCUAUGAAUUCAUGCGCUUCUGAGAAAGCAACAGUGAUUGCCAGGUAUCGACAUCCCAGACUCUUUACUUUUCUCCAAAAACCCAUUGUACAAGUUAGUUUUAUGCCUGUGUUUUACUAAAAUUGUCUACUUUGGAAAUAUGUCAAAUAAAUUGUUUUCCACUAUCUUGUUGGAA
This is a messenger RNA of Calypte anna (Anna's hummingbird), 4596 nucleotides long. It is a transcript of the gene COL6A1, whose product is annotated as collagen type VI alpha 1 chain. Lineage: Eukaryota; Metazoa; Chordata; Aves; Apodiformes; Trochilidae. Bases 119 to 3190 code for a protein of 1023 amino acids. The transcript has 36 exons. The record is from RefSeq and is a predicted model, not a curated record.